AUGAGUGAGUUGGAGCAGUUACGGCAAGAAGCGGAGCAGCUGCGGAAUCAAAUAAGAGAUGCCAGGAAGGCAUGCAGCGACACAACUCUUGUUCAGAUCACAACCAGUUUGGACUCCGUAGGUCGGAUCCAGAUGCGAACUCGACGCACAUUGCGAGGUCACUUAGCUAAAAUUUAUGCCAUGCACUGGGGUUCAGACUCAAGGCUAUUAGUCAGUGCAUCCCAAGAUGGAAAAUUAAUUAUCUGGGACAGCUAUACAACAAAUAAGAUGCAUGCUAUUCCUCUACGGUCCUCCUGGGUAAUGACUUGUGCUUAUGCUCCAUCUGGAAAUUACGUAGCUUGUGGAGGUCUAGACAACAUCUGUUCCAUUUACAAUUUGAAGACGAGAGAAGGCAACGUACGAGUGAGCAGAGAGCUGCCAGGACACACCGGCUACCUUUCAUGCUGCCGUUUUCUAGAUGACAACCAAAUUGUUACAAGCUCUGGAGACACGACUUGUGCGCUGUGGGAUAUAGAAACAGGGCAGCAGACCACAACCUUCACAGGACACACUGGAGAUGUGAUGAGCUUGUCUCUCAGCCCCGACAUGAGGACUUUUGUCUCUGGCGCUUGUGAUGCUUCUUCUAAGCUGUGGGACAUCCGUGAUGGAAUGUGCAGGCAGUCAUUUACUGGACAUGUGUCUGAUAUUAAUGCAGUCUGUUUUUUCCCCAAUGGGCAUGCCUUUGCUACCGGCUCUGAUGAUGCAACAUGUAGGCUGUUUGACCUGCGUGCAGACCAGGAGUUGAUGAUGUAUUCGCAUGACAACAUAAUUUGCGGUAUCACAUCGGUAGCGUUCUCUAAAAGUGGUCGUUUGUUACUAGCGGGAUAUGAUGACUUCAACUGCAACGUAUGGGACACUUUGAAAGGUGAAAGAGCAGGAGUCCUUGCUGGUCAUGAUAACCGAGUGAGCUGUUUAGGUGUAACCGACGAUGGCAUGGCUGUAGCUACAGGGUCUUGGGACAGUUUUCUCAGAAUCUGGAAUUAA
Messenger RNA from Staurois parvus, 1023 nucleotides. Lineage: Eukaryota; Metazoa; Chordata; Amphibia; Anura; Ranidae. The record is from the annotation of a GenBank genome assembly.